Messenger RNA from Toxorhynchites rutilus septentrionalis, 2626 nucleotides. RefSeq lists its product as uncharacterized. Bases 1003 to 2421 code for a protein of 472 amino acids. Gene Ontology annotation, molecular function: chitin binding. Gene Ontology annotation, cellular component: extracellular region. The record is from RefSeq and is a predicted model, not a curated record. NCBI's taxonomy places the organism in Eukaryota, Metazoa, Arthropoda, Insecta, Diptera, Culicidae. The transcript is spliced from 6 exons.
CAAUGUUUUGUUUUGUCGUGUGGUGACUUCAACGAUGCCAGCAACGAACUCGCUCUCCACGCCGCGAUUUCGGACGUUUUCCGUGCGCUUGGCGUCGGCUUGGAGCUUCUCGAGGAGCUUCUUCUGCUUGUCGCCGCCACGCGGAGAGUGACGGUUGCAUUCGAACGAGAGCGAAAGGAAUAUGUAGUAACGAAACCGAAAACAGCAGUAGAAAGACAGCUGAAAUCUAUGGUUUUAUAAAAUUAAGAGGCGAUGCUAAUAAUUACGUUAUUUGAAGAAUAAACCUGUUGCGAUUAACACGCGGCGAGGCUUGUCGUGCGCGCGCCUGCAUAGUUUGGAUCUUGACGGAUAAUACAUCGUUCGGACAUUGUUCGUUUGUUGCCUUUCUUUGUUUGCGUGGGAUCGCAUAUCCUCAAAUUGUUGGUGCGCUAGAACCGGUGUCGUUUUCCCAUCGUUGGAGUGAUGUGAUUUAUGGUACACUGAUUAUUAUCCGUGGGAAUUAAUGCUGCCGCCAGUGAGUGUGAUUGUAUCAUCGCAGUGAGAUUCGAGUGGAUAAUGUGCUGAUGUUGAAAGUGACGGUCUUAUCUACGAGAGGGAUAUUUGCUCUGCAGGUGGAAUCUGAUGGAUGAAGCGCUUGGGAUAAGGGAUUAAGCUGAAAGUGAAAGAUUUUCCUAGUCUGGUAGUGAGUGGAUAUUUACAAUCUACCAAUUUUCUAGCGCAAUUUUGCCCCUUUCAACUUCAACCGACAAAUGGUUGGCACUGGAAAGCAGCUGGGGUAGUUUCACUCGUCACCGCGGAGUAGUUCGUGUUCGCUUGUGAUCUAGAUUCUAGUGGCGGUUACGACGGACCUGCCGAUGUUACUGCCGAUAUUGGCAACUAGUGUUACAACAAAAGUUUGUGUUGAGAAGAGACACGUUUCUGGAAAAUAAUAUCGGAAAGCGAAUCUGGAGCUGUGAAGGAUACCAAAGAGCUCAUAUCGGCCGCCCCUAAUCAAUAAACAAAAUGAAGCAUUUUCUGUACAUCAUGCUGAUUUCGAUCCUGCUCAGCAAGCACUACGGAUUGACACACGUGAUAAGGGUAAAAAGAGACGGAGUUGUAAAACGACAACUUUUCCGCGAGCAAGUUCUUCCCCACACCGGUGGCAAGAUUCCGGAUUCGGCAUUCCACACGGAUCGAUUAGCGCUGAAUCGCCUACAGCAGGAUGGAAUCGCUAUUCCGGAUGGAAUUCUGCUCCAGCAGAGGAUACCCCAGGUUUAUCCACAUCCGCAGAGAGGCGCGAGGCCAACCAUCCCGGUGACCCAAACCGACGAUGGACGGUACACUUCGCCCGAGGGUGAAUACAACCCAAACCACAUUGCCACGGUCGAAACCACUUAUGCCGUCCCGACGCAGUACGAGAAGUCGAUAUUCGACGCCCGUCCCGCACUGCCGACAUAUAAGGAAGUUCGCAUACCAAACUAUUCGGUGUUCAAUUUCGCUUACAGCAGCUUGAAGCACAGACCAAAACCAUCGACGGCGGCUAUCGUGUCGGCAUAUACGCCUCAGGGCAACCGGCGGCCAACGUCGCAACCAAACCGUUUUGCGUCGCCCCAAAGCUUUGUCAAUAGUCACACAGCCUUCGGUAAUCAGUUGAGUUACCAGCAUCCGGGCUAUGUUUAUGGCGUCGGUUUGAACGGAGCAUACCCUUCCGACGUGUCUCAUCUGGGGCUCGAAGCUUUAGCGAACCCACUUAACUUCGAGGCACUUUUCGGCGAUGCCACCAGCAUCAAGCAACGAUACUACCGGAAGGUGGAUGACGCACAAAGUCCUGCCGAGGCGGGGAGCAUUCGCUCAUCGCGAAUGGCCUCCUCCUUCACCCAGCAAUCACUUGCCAAAGGCCAGAUACCAUUAUCAUCCUCACCAACCUACACGACGAUUAUCAUGCUGCGCGUCACAAUCGCCACAGUCGUGGGGCUGCUGUGCGUGGUCCAGUGCGUCAAGGUCGACUACUAUGGGUCGCUGUAUCAGAAGGAUGAACUACAUGCGCCCUACAAGAGUGCCAAGGAACCGAAACAGGAUUUUAGCAAGAUCCCCGGCCAACCUGGAGUAGACUAUCCGAUCUAUCACGAGGUUCCCCACACCAGCUUCAGUUGUGCCCACGUUCCGGCGAUUCCAGGCAUGUACGCUAACGUUGAGACCGGUUGCCAGGCGUAUCACACCUGUCACGAUGGCCGCGAGGGACAUCAGGGUGCCUCGUUCCUGUGCACCAACGGUACCAUCUUCAAUCAGAAGGAAUUCGCCUGCGAUUGGUGGUACAAUGUUAAGUGCGAGGAAGCACCUAGCCUAUACAGCUUGAAUGCCGAUCCGGAGCACAAUCCCUUCGUGCCCAAGAAGAAGCUCGAGGAGGAACCACAUCACAAGAAGUUCCUGAUCCAUGUCUAAUGGCCUGGCCGAAAGUUUAUCAUUCAAAAACCACCACCAUCUGUUUUUUUGUGUUUGUUAAGUUUGUGCAAAGCUUUUGUUUCAUCUGUAGAUUACCAUCGUUGUUUUCGCUCUCUUUCCAUAUUUCAACGACGUCUGUUGUAAAUAUUUAGCUCUUGCCAUUAUAAUCAUUCCCCGGUAGCCAAGAAUAAAAAGGAUGAAAACG